This is a messenger RNA of Closterium sp. Naga37s-1, 1437 nucleotides long. The record is from the annotation of a GenBank genome assembly. NCBI's taxonomy places the organism in Eukaryota, Viridiplantae, Streptophyta, Zygnematophyceae, Desmidiales, Closteriaceae.
AUGCUCGCCCAAGCAGAUCACUGUGGCGUGGUGGCUCUCGGCCUGCUCACCAACCUAGCCAAGCUCAAAACUCGCACUCGCCUUGGCCACGUUAAGUCCCUCAAAAGUCGCCUCGCCUGGUUCCCAUGCUUGCUUGGCCCCCCCACCCCUUUCCCUCCUCCCCACCCUCCAUGCCCUGCAGGCCCUGCAGCUGGAUCCCUCCUUCCCCCAGCAUGCGGUGGAGAUCAUAAUUCUGGGCGGGGAAUUCAGCUCAGCCCCCACCGUCUCCUGCGCCCGCCUGCCCCCCACCCCAUUCCAGCCCUGCAGCUGGAUCCCUCCUCCCCCCAGCACGUGGCGCAGAUCAUCAUUCGGUGCUGUGCACUCAGCCCAGCCCCCCUACCACUCCCCUCUCCACCCCCCCCCCCUCCCCCCUCCUCCUCCCAACCCCCCCUUUCUCGCCCCUUCCCCUCCCCCCAGGCGCUGCAGCUGGACCCGUCCUCCCCCCAACACGUGGCGGAGAUCAUCAUUCUGGGCGGCUCUUUCUUCACCAACGGCAACGUCAACCCCGCGGCCGAGGCUAAUGUGAGUGGCAAGGCCAAUGUGAGAGGCGAGGCCAAUGUGAGAGGCGAGGCGAAUGUGAGAGGCGAGGCGAAUAUGAGUGGUGGGGCAAAUAUGAGUGGUGGGGCGAAUGUGAGUGGUGGGGCGAAUGUGAGUGGUGGGGCGAAUGUGAGUGGUGGGGCAAAUGUGAGUGGUGGGGCGAAUGUGAGCUUCGUUGAACACUCUUCCACUCUGCCGCUACUGCUCUCUUCCACUCUGCCGUUGCUGCUCUCUUCCACUCUGCCGUUGCUGCUCUCUUCCACUCUGCUAUUGCUGCUCUCUUCCACUCUGCCGUUGCUGCUCUCUUCCACUCACGUCAUGCGGCAGAUAUUCCCCGAUGCAGCAGAUGCGGUGUUCACGUGUGGCGCCAAGUGCACAGUCAUAGGCACCAACAUCACGCACCAAGUCACCCUCUCAGUGAGGGAUAUGGAGGACAUAAGAGACAGCAAGGGCCCGUUCGACCGGUUCCUGUACGACACGUCGCAGUUCUACUACCGCUACCACAAGGAGUCAUGUGGCAUGAAUGGUGCGUGGUGGGAUGGUGCGUGGUGGGAUGGUGCGUGGUGGGAUGGUGUGUGGGGGGAUGGUGCGUGGGGGGAUGGUGCGUCAGGGGAUGAUACGUCGGGGGAUGGUGCGUGGGGGGAUGGUGCGUGGUGGGAUGGUGCGUCGGGGGAUGGUGCGUGGUGGGAUGGUGCGUGGUGGGAUGGUGCGUGGUGGGAUGCGGUAUACCUGCACGACCCCACCACCAUGGUGGUAGCCAUGGACGAUUCUCUCUUCACCUUCCACGAGGGCGUGGUGCGCGUGCAGCUUGACCGCAUCGCCAGGGGACUUACUUUGCUAAACAACACCAACAAAGUGUGA